CUCGGAGUUCGGGGGAUCAUGUCAGGCACCAACAGCCCCGAGGCAGUGAAGAAGCUCUUGGAGAAUAUGCAGAGCGACUUGCGGGCCUUGUCACUGGAGUGCAAGAAGAAAUUCCCACCUGUCAAGGAGGCUGCUGAAUCAGGAAUAAUAAAAGUUAAAACAAUAGCUGCCCGAAACACCGAAAUUUUGACAGCAUUGAAAGAGAAUAGCUCAGAAGUUGUCCAGCCUUUUUUAAUGGGUUGUGGAACCAAAGAACCGAAGAUUACUCAGCUGUGUUUGGCAGCCAUUCAGAGACUCAUGUCCCAUGAAGUUGUUUCUGAGACUGCAGCUGGAAAUAUAAUUAACAUGCUUUGGCAGCUAAUGGAAAAUAGUCUUGAAGAACUUAAGCUACUUCAAACAGUUCUUGUUCUUUUAACAACCAAUACAGUUGUUCAUGACGAGGCACUUUCUAAGGCAAUAGUUCUUUGUUUUCGACUACACUUCACAAAAGAUAAUAUUACAAAUAAUACAGCUGCUGCCACAGUGCGACAAGUUGUUACUGUUGUUUUUGAGAGGAUGGUUGCUGAAGAUGAACGACACAAAGAUGCUAUAGAACAACCAGUGCUGGUCCAAGGAAACAGUAAUAGAAGAUCUGUCAGUACACUCAAACCUUGUGCUAAAGAUGCAUAUAUGCUUUUUCAGGACCUUUGCCAAUUGGUUAAUGCUGAUGCCCCUUACUGGCUGGUAGGCAUGACAGAAAUGACUCGGACAUUUGGCCUUGAAUUACUUGAGUCAGUGCUGAAUGACUUUCCACAAGUCUUUUUACAACACCAAGAAUUUAGUUUCCUCCUCAAAGAAAGGGUAUGUCCUCUAGUGAUAAAGCUGUUUUCUCCAAAUAUAAAGUUCAGACAAGGUUCCAGUACUUCAUCUUCCCCAGCACCAGUUGAAAAACCAUAUUUUCCUAUCUGCAUGCGUUUGCUGAGAGUAGUAUCUGUUCUAAUUAAGCAGUUUUACAGCCUUUUGGUAACUGAAUGUGAGAUAUUUCUGUCACUUCUGGUGAAAUUUCUGGAUGCAGAUAAACCACAGUGGUUACGAGCAGUUGCAGUGGAAUCAAUACAUAGACUGUGUGUGCAGCCUCAGCUUUUAAGGUCAUUUUGUCAGUCUUAUGAUAUGAAACAGCAUUCUACCAAAGUUUUCCGUGAUAUUGUGAAUGCACUGGGAUCAUUUAUCCAGUCAUUGUUUCUUGUCCCUCCUACUGGAAAUCCAUUGGCUACAACAAACCAAGCUGGAAACAAUAACUCAGGUGGCCCAGUCUCAGCACCAGCAAACUCAGGAAUGUUGGGAAUUGGUGGAGGUGUUACUUUACUACCAGCAUUUGAAUAUAGAGGGACUUGGAUACCUAUUUUGACUAUAACAGUUCAAGGAAGUGCUAAAGCCACCUACCUAGAGAUGUUGGAUAAAGUUGAGCCUCCAACUAUACCUGAAGGUUAUGCCAUGUCUGUAGCAUUCCAUUGUUUGUUAGACCUUGUUCGUGGAAUAACUAGUAUGAUUGAAGGAGAGUUAGGAGAGGCAGAAACAGAAUGUCAGACUACCACUGAAGCAGCUUCUUCUCCAGCACCGUCAUCAGUACAGCAAGAUUUACAGUCUACAUCAGACCAAACGGAUAAAGAAAUAGUUAGCAGAGCCGUCUGGGAGGAAAUGGUGAAUGCCUGCUGGUGUGGUCUUCUUGCUGCACUCUCCCUUCUUCUUGAUGCCAGCACAGAUGAAGCUGCCACUGAGAAUAUUUUAAAAGCUGAACUGACUAUGGCUGCUCUCUGUGGAAGGCUGGGCCUUGUAACUUCAAGAGAUGCCUUUAUAACUGCAAUAUGCAAAGGUUCCUUGCCUCCUCAUUAUGCUCUUACUGUUUUGAAUACCACCACUGCAGCUACACUUUCCAGUAAAUCAUAUUCCAUUCAAGGUCAAAGUGUUAUGAUGAUAAGUCCAUCAAGUGAAUCUCACCAGCAAGUUGUGGCAGUAGGUCAGCCUCUAGCAGUCCAGGCUCAAGGGACAGUGAUGCUAACUUCCAAAAAUAUCCAGUGUAUGCGGACAUUACUUAACUUGGCACACUGCCAUGGAGCUGUUCUUGGAACAUCAUGGCAACUUGUCUUGGCAACUCUACAGCAUCUUGUAUGGAUUCUAGGAUUAAAGCCUAGCAGUGGUGGUGCCUUGAAACCUGGGAGAGCUGUAGAAGGCCCCAGUACAGUUCUAACAACAGCUGUGAUGACAGAUUUACCAGUGAUUUCCAAUAUACUUUCAAGAUUGUUUGAAAGCUCACAGUAUCUUGAUGAUGUAUCAUUGCAUCAUUUAAUAAAUGCGCUUUGCUCCUUAUCCCUAGAAGCAAUGGAUAUGGCCUAUGGAAAUAAUAAGGAACCUUCUCUUUUUGCUGUUGCCAAAUUGUUAGAAACAGGCCUUGUUAACAUGCACCGAAUAGAAAUUUUAUGGAGACCUCUAACUGGCCAUCUACUUGAGAAGGUCUGCCAGCAUCCAAACUCUCGAAUGAGAGAAUGGGGAGCAGAAGCUUUAACUUCACUUAUUAAAGCAGGACUAACGUUUAGUCAUGAUCCUCCACUUUCAAAAAAUCAGAGGCUGCAGUUGCUUCUACUGAAUCCAUUAAAGGAGAUGUCCAAUAUUAACCAUCCUGACAUCCGGCUCAAACAAUUGGAAUGUGUAUUGCAGAUUCUGCAGAGUCAGGGAGACAGUCUUGGGCCUGGAUGGCCAUUAGUGCUUGGAGUCAUGGGAGCAAUCAGAAAUGAUCAAGGAGAAUCCUUGAUCCGAACUGCAUUCCAAUGUCUUCAGUUGGUUGUUACAGACUUUCUACCAACAAUGCCUUGCACUUGCUUGCAGAUAGUUGUAGAUGUUGCAGGUAGCUUUGGACUUCAUAACCAAGAGCUUAAUAUUAGUUUAACUUCAAUUGGUUUAUUGUGGAAUAUUUCAGAUUAUUUUUUCCAAAGAGGGGAAACUAUUGAAAAAGAGUUAAAUAAGGAAGAAGCAGCACAGCAAAAGCAGGCAGAAGAGAAAGGAGUGGUCUUAAAUCGGCCAUUCCAUCCUGCACCACCGUUUGAUUGCUUGUGGUUAUGUCUUUAUGCCAAAUUGGGUGAACUAUGUGUGGACCCCCGACCUGCUGUUAGGAAGAGUGCUGGGCAGACUCUGUUUUCUACAAUUGGUGCACAUGGAACUCUCUUACAACAUUCAACGUGGCACACUGUUAUUUGGAAGGUUCUCUUUCAUCUUCUGGACCGAGUUCGAGAGUCGUCUACCACUGCAGACAAAGAAAAGAUUGAGUCAGGUGGUGGAAAUAUUCUUAUUCAUCACUCAAGGGAUACAGCAGAGAAGCAGUGGGCCGAGACAUGGGUGUUAACAUUGGCUGGCGUUGCCCGAAUCUUCAACACUAGAAGAUAUUUACUGCAACCUUUAGGAGAUUUUUCCAGAGCAUGGGAUGUUCUUCUUGACCACAUACAAUCAGCAGCACUCAGCAAAAACAAUGAAGUCUCAUUAGCUGCUCUGAAAAGCUUCCAGGAAAUUUUACAAAUUGUGUCCCCUGUCAGAGACUCAGAGAAGCCUGAGACACCACCUGCAGUUAAUGUACCUGUGCCUGCCCUUAUAGGAUCCAUAUCAGGCCCUACACUGAGCAGGCCAUUUGUAAGAACAGAUUCCAUUGGAGAACGACUUGGAAAAUACAGUAACCCAGAACCACCUAUAGUUAAUGAUGAGCUUGAAGAUUUGAAUCUUUGGUGGGCUGCAUGGAAUACCUGGUAUAAAAUCGGAUCUGAAAGCACUAAGCCUCCUAUUACUUUUGAUAAACUAACUUUCAUUCCCAGCCAGCCUUUUCUUACAGCUUUAAUUCAGAUAUUCCCUGCUCUCUACCACCACAUAAAAACUGGUUUCAACAUGGACGACUUGCAGAAGUUGGGAGUCAUAUUGCACAGUGCUGUUUCAGUCCCAAUAAGCUCAGACGCAUCCCCUUUUAUUCUUCCAUCUUACACUGAAGCAGUUUUGACAAGUUUACAGGAAGCUGUGCUUACAGCUUUAGAUGUUCUCCAAAAGGCCAUCUGUGUAGGACCAGAAAACAUGCAGAUAAUGUAUCCAGCUAUAUUUGACCAGUUACUGGCAUUUGUGGAAUUUUCCUGUAAACCUCCACAGUAUGGACAACUGGAAACAAAGCACAUUGCAAAUGCAAAAUAUAAUCAGAUCCAACUAUUUGCACCGGCGGAGUGGGUAGCCUUGAAUUAUGUACCGUUUGCUGAAAGGUCUUUAGAAGUAGUUGUGGAUUUAUAUCAAAAAACAGCCUGUCACAAAGCAGUGGUGAAUGAGAAAGUACUCCAGAACAUUAUUAAGACUCUUAGGGUUCCUCUCAGUUUGAAGUAUUCCUGUCCUUCUGAAAGCACAUGGAAACUAGCAGUUACUUCUCUCCUUAAGGUUCUUUCUAUUGGUCUCCCAGUUGCUCGGCAACAUGCUUCUUCUGGAAAAUUUGACAGUAUGUGGCCAGAACUGGCCAAUACUUUUGAAGACUUUCUCUUUACUAAAAGCAUGCCUCCAGAUAAUCUCUCUAUUCAAGAGUUCCAAAGAAAUGAAAGUAUUGAUGUUGAGGUAGUUAAGCUUAUCAGCACUGAGAUACUACCUUAUGCCAAUUUUAUUCCCAAGGAAUUUGUUGGUCAGAUAAUGGCUAUGCUUAAUAAGGGUUCAAUACAUUCUCAGUCCUCUUCAUUUACAGAAGCAGAGAUUGAUAUUCGAUUGAGAGAAGAGUUUUCUAAAAUGUGUUUUGAAACAUUGCUUCAGUUUUCCUUCAGUAAUAAAGUCACAACACCUCAAGAAGGCUACAUCUCACGAAUGGCACUUUCAGUACUUUUAAAGCGGUCCCAAGAUGUAUUACGUCGCUAUAUAGAGGAUGAAAGAUUAAGUGGCAAAUGCCCUCUUCCAAGGCAACAAGUAACAGAGAUCAUAUUUGUCUUAAAAGCAGUCAGUACUCUCAUUGAUUCACUUAAGAAAACUCAGCCUGAAAAUGAGCUGCCAUUUGCAGAACUUAGCAUUGUUUGUGUCAGUGACUCUCCUGUCAAAGUUGGCCUGUUUUUGCUGAGUCUUUAG
Molecule: messenger RNA, 5100 nt
Organism: Chrysochloris asiatica (Cape golden mole)
Lineage: Eukaryota; Metazoa; Chordata; Mammalia; Afrosoricida; Chrysochloridae
Gene: MON2
Product: MON2 homolog (S. cerevisiae)
Exons: 37
Coding region: 19-5100 (1693 amino acids)
Source: RefSeq, a predicted model, not a curated record